UGCCUGAUGCGUUGACUCACAUCUUUCUCUUUCUGUAUUUGUCGAACUGAGACCCAUGCCUGGACUCAGUCCUGUUUCUACGCAAGGCAGUGAAUGAAGUGAUUAAAGCGCACACGUUACUUUCUAUUAAAGUUGCUUCAGUCUCUGCUUGUCAAAAGAAAGCCUCUUUUCAGGUGGACGAAAGCUUUCUGAUUGAGACUUGGAUUCAGCCUUAAUUGAAACCAUAUGUGUGGAUUUCUGGGACUUUGGCACAUUCCCAGGAAUCCACAGAAUGUGAGGGUUUUUUCCUCCUUCUCUCUCUGCCUCACUCCCUCUCUCUCCCUCCUCUGGUUCUUUUCUUUCUUUUUUUCCACAGUGCAGAGGCGUCUUACAUCAGCCGAGUGAGUCCUGCUGAAGGCAGCUGACAACUGGACGACGGAGGACCGAAGCAUUCAGCCGCCACGCUCCUACUGGAAUAAACUAAACCAAUCUUUGAGCAAAUGGUCUGAAGACAAAGAAAGACAAAAGUUGUGGACGUCUGUCUGUUUUCGUGUGUUCACGAUGAUGAGGCACCUGUCGGACUCUCUCUUCCUCCCGCUCAUCGUCAUCCAGCUGCUGGGAACCGUCACAUCGCAGGUCAACCCAGGUGUGUGUCGGUACGCUCUGGGGAUGUCGAGUAGGCAGAUAUCGGAUGAGGACAUCUCUGCCUCCAGUCAGUGGUCUGAAUCUACCGCUGCCAGAUACGGCAGGUUGGACGGUGAGGAGGGAGAUGGCGCGUGGUGUCCGGAGAUAACUGGUGAGCCAGACCACCUGAAGGAGUUCCUCCAGAUUGACUUGCGUUCGCUCCACUUCAUCACCCUUGUGGGCACCCAGGGCCGUCACGCUGGAGGAAUGGGCAACGAGUUUGCCCAGAUGUACAAGAUUAAGUACAGUCGUGAUGGCAGUCGCUGGAUCUCAUGGAGGAACAGGCAGGGGAAACAGGUGAUUGAGGGCAACAGGAACACGUACGACAUCGCACUCCGGGACAUGCAGCCACCCAUCAUCGCUCGUCUGGUCCGCUUCAUGCCCGUCAUAGACCACUCCAUGAACGUCUGCAUGAGAGUGGAGCUCUACGGCUGCGAGUGGCUCGAUGGCCUGGUUUCAUACAACGCUCCUGCAGGACAACAGAUGAACCUUCCUGCUUAUCCUGUUUACCUCAACGACUCGGUCUACGAUGGAGCCGUCAUCUACAGUAUGACAGAGGGCUUAGGCCAGCUGACCGACGGCGUCUGUGGAGAAGACGAUUUCACUCUCAGCCACGUCCACAACGGAUGGCCCGGGUACGACUACGUAGGCUGGAACAACGACAGCUUCCCCGGUGGAUCCGUCGAGAUCAUGUUUGAGUUUGACCGCAUACGAAACUUCACCUCCAUGAAGGUGCACUGCAACAACAUGUUCUCCCGGCACGUCAAGGCCUUCCAGCAGGUGGUCUGCCACUUCCGCUCCGACUCCGACUGGGAGACGACGCCGCUCGCCUUCAGCCCCGUGGAGGACGAGAAGAAUCCCAGCGCCCGCUUCAUCACCGUCAAGCUGGCCAACCACAUGGCCAGCGCCAUCAAGUGCCAGUUCUACUUUGCUGACGCCUGGAUGCUGUUCAGCGAGAUCACCUUCCAGUCAGAUACAGCCAUGUACAACACAACACCGCCUUCCACACCUAAGCCAGGCACCUCUCCUCCUCCCUCACCAGAAGAUGACCCAACCCAUAAAGUAGAUGACAGCAACACUCGCAUUCUGAUUGGCUGUUUGGUGGCCAUCAUAUUCAUCCUUGUUGCCAUCAUUGUCAUAAUUUUGUGGAGACAGGUGUGGCAGAAGAUGCUGGAGAAGGCCUCUCGUCGGAUCCUGGACGACGAACUGACUGCUAGCUUGUCGAUACAGAGCGAGACGUUCAGCUACAAUCACACCAGCAACCGGCCGGGCACAGCCGGCGAACAGGAGUCUAACUCCACCUAUGAGCGCAUCUUCCCUCUGGGUCCAGACUACCAGGAGCCGUCGCGCCUCAUAUGUAAGCUGCCGGAGUUUCCACAGAACUCAGAGGAGCCUGCUUCGGCCGCCUCUGCAGCUUCAAAGUCCACAACUCAAACUGUGGUGCAGGACGGCGCCCCCCACUACGCAGAGGCAGACAUCGUCAACUUGCAAGGCGUCACCGGAGGUAACACGUAUGCCAUCCCCGCGGUGACGAUGGACCUGUUGUCCGGGAAGGACGUCGUCGUGGAGGAGUUCCCGCGAAAGCUGCUCACAUUUAAGGAGAAGCUGGGAGAGGGCCAGUUUGGAGAGGUGCAUCUUUGUGAAGCAGAGGGAAUGCAGGAGUUUAUAAAUGAAGACUACUUGUUUGACGUCCCAGAGGGCCAGCCGGUGCUAGUGGCUGUGAAGAUGCUCCGUUCAGAUGCCAACAAGAAUGCGAGGAAUGACUUCCUGAAAGAGAUAAAGAUCAUGUCGCGUCUGAAGGACCCCAACAUCAUUCGCCUGCUGGCCGUGUGCAUCUACAGCGACCCGCUCUGCAUGAUCACAGAGUACAUGGAAAAUGGAGACCUCAACCAGUUCCUGUCCCGCCACGAACCCGAGGGACAACUCGCUCUCCUCAGCAACGCAUCUACUGUCAGCUUUGGUGAUCUGUGCUACAUGGCCACCCAGAUAGCCUCGGGGAUGAAGUACCUCUCCUCCCUGAACUUUGUCCAUCGAGACUUGGCCACACGGAACUGCUUGGUGGGGAAAAACUACACGAUAAAGAUAGCUGACUUCGGCAUGAGCAGAAACUUGUACAGCGGCGACUACUACCGCAUCCAGGGCAGAGCGGUGCUGCCCAUACGCUGGAUGUCAUGGGAGAGCAUCCUGCUGGGUAAGUUCACCACGGCGAGUGACGUCUGGGCCUACGCCGUGACACUGUGGGAGAUCCUGAACUUCUGCAAGGAGCAGCCGUACUCCCAGCUCACCGACGAGCAGGUGAUAGAAAACACGGGGGAGUUUUUCAGGGACCAGAAGCGGCAGAUCUACUUGCCUCAACCUGUGCUGUGUCCGGACUCGCUCUACAAGAUCAUGCUGAACUGCUGGAGGAGGAACGCCAAGGAGCGGCCCUCCUUCCAGGAAUUACACAGAGCCCUGUUGGAUUUACAGCCUUAAGCCUGCGUAGUGUUCAAGACACUUUAGAGUCUACGCGCAUCUCUGGAGACAAGGGAUGCCGCAGACACAGUCCAGGUUUAAGCUACGCUCCUAUUCAACAGAGAGACGGGAUGGGAGGCCACCUGCUGGCUCCAAGCUACAUUUUCGGGGACUGAAUACUCUCUCUAAAGGUUGAUCUGUAUUCCAGUUAAUGCAAAAGUUUUAUUUUUAUGAAGCAUAAAUUUAGACAAAGUACUUUAUCACAGUUUGAAAAGAGAGGCACGACCUGUCGGGUGGGUGUGGAGGGAACCAACAUUUAAAUGUAGCAAGAGACAUUUGGCACUUUUAAAACUAAACACUAAAAGUAGGGACGCUUGUGUCUGGACAUUUCUUUCUUUGUUGCAGAAUUGUUCUUGGAAAAAAAAAAACAAAAAAAAAACAAAACAAUCUCAUACCUGUUUAUGUCCUCUACAGUGGUGCCACAUCUGAAAGGAAAACACAUUUAUGGCCAAAGUCACCAAAAUAACCACAUCGUCCAAUUUAAGACAUGACAAGGACGUGCCAGGAUGCUUCAGUGGCAACAUGUCUUGUUUUUUUCAAACCUCCAUUCUCCAAUCCAAUAGAUAACAAAAUAUACUGAAGGGAAGAUUUAACUUGUUUUUUUUUUUGUUUGUUUUGUUUUUGUCUUUUUCAAAGUUCAAUCCCACAAAUUCAUAAUUCUUACAAAUGUGGCCCCCAUUUGAGGUGAAAUAAACAGGCAAUGGAGUAAAAUAAGAUUUGCAGCCAAUGUUCCAGCAUUUUUACAAGAAAGCAACAAUCGGCCAGACAUGAAUUUCCUCACUGUUUCUGUUUGGUUUAUGUGUAAAUCCAAUGUGUAAUAAGUGGUUUAUCUAUCCCAUGUUACAGUGUUGUUUGAAAUACUGCUUUCUUUAUCUUUUCUUUUGGAAGACUGCUUGAAUGUAGAAAGGGAAAGUGCAGAGCCAACGGUUACUUUCAUAUUUUAUUAUAUUUUAAUAGUUUCAUCGUGUUCAGAAAACUUUAUAAGUAAAAAUAACAAUGAGUGCAUUUUUUUUCACCUCCCUGCCAUUUUCCUGAAGUAGUUUUUUACAAGUGUACAUGACUGUGUAUGUCCGAUAGACAUGUUUAAAUUUCAUGUAUCUUUUUUUUUUUUUGUAUCAGUAUUUAUAUAUUGACUUGUGUUUAUGACUUGUUUAUAGAUGUGCGUAAGAGUAUGCGCUCAAACCAGAGCGUCACAUUUGGUUUAUUGCAGCAUUUCUUCUUCUUUGAUUUGUGUAUGUUUUCUUUCUGUUGCAAAAUCUUUAGCGACAUCCUUUUGUCUGCCGUUGAAUAUGCUUUGAAGAAAUCCCAUUGGAACUUCGUGCCGGGUCGUUGUCACGUGCCGUGUGUUGAUUCAAAGCGCGUGUGUGUGUGUGUAGCAGGUGUGAUUAGAGAGACGUUGGUAAGUGUUUUCUGCAGGGAUCCUAGGCAGUCAGGAAAAGAGAAAAGUUUGAUCUAAGUAUUUUCCAGAGGAAAGGCAUGAAAAGGAAAACUCCUUGGGACAUCCAUCCAUUCUUUUUACAAACACAGAAAAGGGUCACAAGUGGAGAAAGGUAGGAAAAUAUCAUGAAAGAUUUACAAUAACUCUAGUUCUAGAUGUCUAUAGCUCUUUCUUGUUGUCAAUGAAGCAGAAAAAAUUUGGAGUUUCACCAUAACAAUGAAUUUUCUUGGAUGGUUGGAAAGGGUACGGUCGAUGAAGAUCAAUUUUAAAUACAUUAGUUUAGAGCUCAUCUUUUACUGGUGCGUCUGGACUUCGUGCUGCAUUUGUCUCAUUGUUUUUCUCUACUUGUUCUUGCUUUAUGUUUUUAACUUUAAACACAAGCCCCAGUCGUCUCACCCGGACCGUGAAAGACAAAUGCGUUUCUUUUUCUGCUUAGCAGGGUAAAAAGAUAAAAGAUAUCGAGCUCAGGUUCAAAUUGAUACACGUUUAUGAGUUUCAUUGCAUUCAUUCUCCUUUCAAUAUUGUUACAAGUGCAAAUAAAAACUAUGCAAAAACAUC
Poecilia latipinna (sailfin molly) is the source of this 5170-nucleotide messenger RNA. RefSeq names its product discoidin domain receptor tyrosine kinase 2a (gene ddr2a). Gene Ontology annotation, cellular component: plasma membrane; signaling receptor complex. The transcript is spliced from 17 exons. Bases 541 to 3135 code for a protein of 864 amino acids. NCBI's taxonomy places the organism in Eukaryota, Metazoa, Chordata, Actinopteri, Cyprinodontiformes, Poeciliidae. Gene Ontology annotation, biological process: positive regulation of phosphatidylinositol 3-kinase/protein kinase B signal transduction; protein phosphorylation; positive regulation of kinase activity. Gene Ontology annotation, molecular function: protein tyrosine kinase collagen receptor activity; ATP binding; collagen binding. The record is from RefSeq and is a predicted model, not a curated record.